Molecule: messenger RNA, 1746 nt
Organism: Pisolithus orientalis
Lineage: Eukaryota; Fungi; Basidiomycota; Agaricomycetes; Boletales; Pisolithaceae
Product: etoposide-induced protein 2.4-domain-containing protein
Exons: 6
Coding region: 130-1266 (378 amino acids)
Biological process (GO): macroautophagy
Cellular component (GO): endoplasmic reticulum
Source: RefSeq, a predicted model, not a curated record
ACCUGACCUGUCCUUUACAGCUUAACGAGGCAUCCGCGCGUGCAGCCUCCGUUCGUACCGCGAAAGAAACCAUCGACAGGGAAGACUCCUCGAGCAGUUUACGAGAAACUUGGACACUUGGAGAGGUUUAUGUCGAGACAAGUCCCAUAUGAGUAUGAUAUGCGCCACUUGCAGUCCAGUUCUCGAGCUGCCUACCCAUCAUUCCUUUCACUCCACGAGACAAUUUGGAUCCAUACAAAGUGUCUGUUGAAGGGACUCCUCGACGCCUUUAGGUGGGAUUUGGUUAUUGCGACCGCGACGAGCGACCCUGAAAUACGGUCCAAUAUCCUCAAGUCCCUCCUCUUGAAUUCGCUCUCGUUGGCAUCAAUCUAUGCAUUCGAUUUGCUGCUUCAGCCACUCGUGCACGACCAUCCGAGUUGGCUGCGUCGGAAUGUGGGUUGGUGCUAUCAGGUGUUGUGGCUCCUUCCCGUAGUGGGUAUAUCUUUCUAUCUCAAUAGUUCAUGGUGUAACACUAUUGCUAAACGUACCUUCGUACUGCAAUAUGGCAAUCGUGCUGUCCAACCACGACAUGUCACUUAUACUGGUAUGCUCAACGCGUUAGCAACGUCAGCGUAUCGCACAGUCAUGGUCUUGACAUCUGUGAUCGUCUCCUUUGGUCUUGGUGCAAUCCCUCGUGCUGGGCCACUCAUAAGCUUUGCCUUCAUGUGCUGGAUCGACGCGUACUAUUGCUUUGAAUUCGUGUGGGUAGCUCGCGGUUUAUCCCUUGCUAGUAGGGUAAGACACCUUGAAGAGCGAUGGGCGUACUACUUCGCAUUUGGCUUUCCCUCCGCUGCUAUCUGCACAUGGGGAAGCGGACUUGCAAAUGCUGCCUUAUUCUAUCUAUUAUUCCCUGCGUACAUUAUCAUGGCAAUGACUGCUCGUCCUGCACCUCAAGAUCCGUAUAACCCGCUUCCAUCCGCUGACGUCGUGCGGUACCCAUCGCCACUGAUCCCGAUUCGCCUGCGCAUUUUUGCUAUUGUGAUAUGGCUUAACGAUAUUAUUGUUCAGAUCUUGAGCAUCACUGGAAGUGCUGGCCAGAUCACACGCCAUCACAGAGCACUCAGUCAUUCAUCAGAGAAGGCGGAAGAAAGCACGGGGGUGGAGCCACCCAGACUUAUUAACAACGUAAGUGGAAGGUCGGUUCGUCGCAAUGAGUUCCGAAGUCCCAUCGAACGAACGAGAGAACACCGCAAGGAACCGUCUAUGGACAGGCGGAAACGAGGCUAGAUUGAUGGCAUUACGGAUCUUUUUCCGACAGCACUUUACUUCGCAUGCAUCUCCUGUAGAUUCUCGCCUUGCCUAUAUCCUCCUUACGACUGCCUUUUAUGAUACCCUUGAUUCUUGGCUAAUUUUGCCUUCGCUAUGUUUCUCCCUCCCUGCCUGCAAGCUUCUCCCAUGCUCAAACCUUUUACUAAAUACGCCCAGCCUUCAGUACGAUAAGGGCCAGUCUUUAGCUCCUUCCAUCCUCGUCGCUAACUUUCCUUUUUGGGUCACAGCUCGCAUUGCCGCCCCUCUCCGGGCUUCGUAUUGUCCAAUCCCCCUUACAUCUUAGCACUCUUAUCCCCUUUAUCAUGCACUAGUGGCACACAAGGAUCAGACUCAAGUAUCACCACAUAGCUAAUGAGUACCGAGUGGCAUAGAGAGUAGAUGAACAAUAAUUUGGUGCUGAUUUUCACAAAGAUAGACGUGUCUCGGGGCGGGAUAACG